Molecule: messenger RNA, 679 nt
Organism: Marmota flaviventris (yellow-bellied marmot)
Lineage: Eukaryota; Metazoa; Chordata; Mammalia; Rodentia; Sciuridae
Source: RefSeq, a predicted model, not a curated record
GAGCCACUGAGUAAGCCUCCGGCAGGGUAGAAAGACGACUCCUAACCGGAAGUUACUGUUGAAGCUAAGGUAGCCAUAGUUGACAAUGGCAGCAUAAGUUUCCUGGCUUCCGGUCUCCAACAUGACGUAGAUUUUUCCUUCGCCUAAUGUCACCGUUACCCCGGGCAACAGCUGAACGGUCUGGGAAGGGAUGCUUCUGCUUCAGUCAAGAACUCCGACAUCUUGAUAUUACCAGAUUGAAUGCUGUAACAGCAAGAAAACGACCAGAACUUUCAGGAAAAAAACGUACUGUAUCCAACAAUUCAAAUAUGGCCGAACUGAAGUCAAUGUUCCGGGAAGUUCUUCCAAAACAAGGGCAGUUGUCUGUGGAAGAUGUAACCACAAUGGUGCUGUGUAAACCCAAACUUUUACCCUUAAAAUCUCUGACUCUGGAAAAACUGGAAAAAAUGCAGCAAGCAGCACAAGAUACAAUUCACCAACAAGAAAUGGCAGAAAAAGAACAGCAGCAAAUAACCCAUUGAUGAAAACUUAUCAUAGGGAACCACCCUACCUUGCCUACUUACCUACCACUUAAUAACUAGAAAAUAUUUCUGUAUCUGUAUGCUGAAAGUGGUAUUUAAUAAAACUGGUAACAUUCAUGUUCAUAUAAAUGAAAAUAAAAUCCCCAAGACUGAUAAAA